AUGCUGCUCGCGAAUCGGUUUGGCAGGGCCACCAUCAUCGCCGGGGCGACCCUCCUGAUAUCGUUGCUCUUGGUGAUACUCGCACAGAGCGCUGACCUGAGAUCACAUCUUCCCAGCUCCCCCUCAAUAUGGCCGGCGAAAGAGUGCUCCCCGCCGGCUUUGGCGGAGAGCAGGAGAAACAUUUCCUAUGAUCUCACGGUACCCCCUUCGAUCGGCUGUGAGGACAUUGUCAACGACCUCCAACAGAAGCUCAUUCAAGCCUAUUCCAAGAGCUUGAAGGGCGUUCGGUAUGCGAACAUCUGGGGCUACCUAGAGACGGAGAACAAGGGCGACGCCGCCAUUUGGUCCGCCCAGCAGAUACUCAUGAGCAUGCUCGGUAUUGAGAUGAUGGAAGCAUGUCGAUUCAUGGACAGAGACUGCGACAUCAAACGCUUUCGCAAAGUUCUCGAAGAUCACCGGCCCAAUUCGGCCAUCAUCAUGGCAGGUGGCGGCAACUUCAACGACUACUACUGGGAGGACCAGCCUUCCCGCAUGAAGAUGAUCGAGAGCUUCACCAACGUCUCCAUCCGAGCGUUCCCCCAGAGCGUGUACAUGACGAAUCCGGAGCGUAUCAAGGCGACCGAGGAAGCUUUUGGGAAGCACAAAGACCUGCAACUGGCUGCGCGGGACAAGCCUAGCUAUGAUUGGCUCGACAAGACAUUUGGCAACAAGGAGGGCAUCGAUAGCCAUCUCGUCCCGGAUAUUGCAUUCAUGUGGGGAAAUCGAUCCGACUUUAGAGUCAAUGGGAAAAAGACUCACGAUAUCCUCAUUCUCGCCAGGAAAGACAUGGAAAUCUCCGACGGCGACUCAUCCAACAUUGAGUUUGGCGAAGGUGAACUUGACCUGGGAGAGGGCGUCGGCAAAGUGACCUACCAGAAAGUCGACUGGAAGUUUACACAGACACCGGAUAUCGAUCCGCCAAAAGACUCUGGCGACGAAGCAAACGGCUCACCUGCUGCGCCUAAGCGAGAGAACGGCAAGAAUCAGCGCGCUUGGGCCAAGGCCAUUGCCGGCUUUGAACUGCUGGGUUCUGCCCGCUUCGUCAUCACCGACCGUCUCCACGGUCACAUCUUGUCGACACUUAUCGGAGUGCCCCAUGUCCUCAUGGACAGCAAGCUGGGCAAGAAUCUUAACUUCCAUAACACGUGGACUCGCGACUGCGAGUGCACCAGAAUCGCGUUCAGCAUUGAGCAGGCCUUGGACGUGGCACGCCUAUAUUUCGAGAAGGAGAACAAGGCGGUGCAGACCUAGAUUAAUAUCAGCUGUGUGUU
Trichoderma citrinoviride is the source of this 1310-nucleotide messenger RNA. RefSeq lists its product as hypothetical. The record is from RefSeq and is a predicted model, not a curated record. The transcript is spliced from 3 exons. The coding region runs from base 1 to 1290 and encodes 429 amino acids. NCBI's taxonomy places the organism in Eukaryota, Fungi, Ascomycota, Sordariomycetes, Hypocreales, Hypocreaceae.